AUGCCAUCUGCAUGGAUUGCACCAUUUCCUCCAUCAAAGUAUGCAACUGACAAAUUUCACUCUGCCGCAUUCAAACCAGACUCCAAACAAACUGAUCCAUUUCAUCAACGUAUCAGUCCAAGUCUUAUACAAACAACUCCAUUCAAUCUACCCUCCACCACUCUGUCAACUUCUCAUCUAGAUAAACAAAAACGGUCUGCUAAAUCAAAACAGACAUGGUCAUCAGAAAAAUCCGCGGAUCAGCAUGGAACAUCGUUAGUAUGCAGUUUAUCAGCUGAAUUAGCUAGUGUUGGUAAACAGAGAUUUCGAUUAAUCUAUAUAACAGAUCGUUUAUUAGUUGUAAGUUAUCCACCAGAAGCAACUAAAACUGAUCACAAUGAAGGUGCUCGAUGGUUAUGUAGAGCAUUUGAAAAACGUUAUGGUGAAAAUUACAAGAUAUUCAAUUUGUCUGGUUUCACUAAAGAAUUACAUUUUUCAAGUCGAACACCUGUAAUUGAUCUGUUUUGGGCAGGAACACUUGCUCCAGCUUUAGAACAAUUAGUCACAGCAAUUGAUCAGCUUGAUUUUUGGUUACAUAAUCAUGAUAUGCCAUCAACAACAGCAACAACUACAACAAACGAUUUGCAUAGAUCAAAAGAAAAUUAUGAUUUGAAUAAUCGUGUCGCUGUUUUACAUUGUACUGGACCAAAAUGUCUAUUAGCUACAUAUCUGGCUGUUUAUAUAUGUCAGUCGAAAGCGAGAUUUGGUCCGUUGUACGGACAACGACCUGGAUCACCAACUGCACGUGGUUUACAAUGGAAUGAGAAUCGACUAAGAAGAUUUAAACAUGAACUUGUCAUGGGACAUACAAUUUUGAAAAAAUUCUAUGAAGAUAAUUUAGCUCGUGAAUUAAAUCCUUCACAGAAAAGAUAUGUUGGAUAUUUUUCCAGUCUAUUAACUGGUGCUUUAAUAUUACAAGAUCGUUUAGUCUAUUUGCAUGCCAUAGUUUAUCGUGAUUCAUCCAGAGGUCGUUAUCUCGGUCAACCACUUGAAGCAAUACAUGAAAUUAACAAUGAGAAUUCAUUGUACGCUCAACCAGAUGAUCUGUUAACCAGUAGACUACAACAUGUACAUGGUACUGCUGGUCAAACUGUGCUGCAAGAAACAUUGAUACCAUUGAAUCAAAAUAAUAAUUUAUUGUUCAGUGGGAAAAACAAACGACAUGAUUAUGUUGGUUAUCACGAAGAUGAUGAUGAAGAAGAGGAGGAUGAGAUUGAUCAUAUGAGAAGAUGGGAUCAAAUAUUUUCCACUGGAAAUCCAAUGAAUUUAUUUCAACCAACUAUGAUUAAAUCACAUCAAUCGGAUCAAUCACCAAUGAUGACUAAGGCUGAAUUAUCAUCAUCUACAUUUAAAUAUUUACAAACUUUUGUGGAUAGUGAAUGUGGUCUUUUUUUAAAAAUUUAUCAAAAUCUCAAUUUAAUGCAUACUACACGAGUUCUAGCUCAAUUUCAUACAUGUGCAGUGGAUGCAGAAAAAUUAUCUUUUUUCAAAGUCGAUUUAGACGAAGCAUGUGAUAAAAAAAUUUUUCCAUCCACUGGUUGUGUGGAAUUAUAUUUCACAUCACAUAGUGAACUGAUUACAGAGCAUACAGAUAAUAUUGAACGUGGCUGUUACAUAUGGACAACAGCUGAACGUGAAUCGAAUAUUUUAUCGACUAGAAGACGUUUACAUGGUGAAACAUUUCAACAUUCUAUUCCUGAUCAUAAUGUUGAUGUUGAUUAUGAUGAUGAUGAUGAUGAUGGUGUUGCGAAAUAUAUCACUGGUACACAACAACAUGUUGACCAAACAAAUAUUACAUUUCCAAAAUUGUAUACUACAUCGAAACAAGCAUUGCGUAUAUUGAUUACAACACAAGAACAAUUGUUUUGUGGAACUAGUGGAUUAUUUACACAUAGUAUUAGUGAUUCACAAACACCAAUGUGGUCUGCUAAUCAUAAUCAAGAAAUAACUGAUUCAUCCAAACCGAAUCGAUUGAAUUUAAUGCGACAAACAUCGGAUCCACUUAAUCAUCAAAUCAUACGUGGUCGUAGUCCACAAAGUUCCAAUCAAUGGAUCAAUAAUCUGCAAGAUCUUUCACACGCUGCUACUAAUACUACUACCACUACUACUACCUAUCAUCAAAUGCCAUUAUAUCAACAAGCUUUGCUUAGUCCACGAGUAAAAGUUCCACAAAGCAAUCAUAAUUUGCUAUCGAAACAUUUUCAACAAACAUCCGAUUAUACGACGAAUAUGUUAAUGGACACGCAACAACCGUAUCAACAACAAGCGCAAUUGCCCAGUGGACAAAUCUCAGUGAAUCGAUCUAAUUUGGCACAGUUGCAAAGUUUAUAUCAACAACUACUUCAACAACAUCAGCAGUUGUUACAACAACAACAGCAACAGCAACGUCAACAACUCUAUCCAGCACACCAACAACAACAACAACAACCGACUUUGGAUUACGCAACUGGUCAACCAACAGACACUAGUCUUUAUGCAACUGUUCAACGUCCAUCAGCCAAUAUUCCUAGUUCAUUGGUUACAAGUUUACAACGUGUCAUUUUACAACAACAACAACAGCAGCAACAACAACAACAACCACAAACACUACAACAAAUGCAUAUUACUCAAACACAACCGGCUAUGAUUCCUGGUAUGAAUAUGUAUCCACAAGCUACACCAGCCCUACAACCUUUGCCAACACUGAAUCUAUCUAAUCUGUCCACAUCAUCAGCUUUCACAAAUCUUGCACGAGCAUUACUUCCUGCAUCAGUUGCCUAUAAUGUUGUUGGUGAAUCGUUCACUGCACCACCAUCAUUGUCUGGUAGUGGUGGUGGUGGUGGCGCUGCUGCUGCUGCUGCUUCUAUUCCUCCGACACUAUUCCCUAAUCCUCCUAAUUUAAUGCCCAAUUCUAAUUUGUUACUUUCUAAUUUGAGACCAUCAAUUUUCCCACCACAACAUUUAUUACCGAAUCUUCAAAUUCCAUCGGCUAUAGAACAACCACCGUAUUUUUCACCACAGAAUAGAUUAGCCGGUCCAUCCGAUAUAGGUUUAUUUGGUGAUAUUUCACAAACUGACUUAUUAAAUGAUCCAUCUUGGCAAGCUGAACAAAAACGACGCAUAGAUUUACAAAGAACACGUUCCUUGUUGAAUGAACAAGAAAGGAAAUUAUUUGAAGAAUUAAAAAAUAUUCGUAAUCGACGAGCUGGUCUUUCAAAAUUGGAACAAUAUGGACGUCAGAAUGUCGGUGGUAGUGGUGCUGUUGGCAGUUCUGGACUGACACCUUUAGAAAGUUAUCGUCGAGCUACUAAACGUAUAUCGACCAGUGAAGAUGCACGUCUUAGAGGUCGUGCUAGACCUUUAUAUGCAAUCGGUCGAUCUGGGUCAGCUGAUACAGCAAGAGUACCACUUGGAAGUGGAGGUCAUUAUCCGUACGGUGAUACGUAUGGAUCAGAUCUUGAUGAAGAUUCAGCUCUGUUAGCUAUUUUAGAACAACGAUUGUCUAGAAAACCAGACAGUCGACGAAUCUAUUCUGAUUCUGAAAUGGGAUUACAAGAUACGGUAGCAGGCGGCGGUGGUGAUAUUCCAUUACGUAUUGUUGGACAACAACAACGUUCUGGUCAUGUGGUUGAUGGAUCUAGUCAAGCGUUUACUAGUCCUAAUGUACCAGAUCGUUUACAAUCAAUCUAUUAUCCGUAUCAUAAUAUGUAUUUUUAUGAAUAUGACAAUACGUCAUUUUCUGAUAUUAAUGUAUUCUACGGUGAACAAAAUGAUGAGUCGGAAUUAUUCCCAAGACGGCCAAGAAUUCAAGUUGUACAUUCUCCCGUUGAAGCAUCCAGUCAAAUUCCAGGUGGACCAAAUAGAGGUAGAACAUUUUCUGGAUCUCCAACAAUGUAUCAAACUCAAGGACCAUAUCCAACAAAAUCAAGAUUAGCUUACAUAUCUCCGUCAAAACGAUCGCAUUUCUGGGGACAUUCAAGUUAUGAUGAACAAUGGUCGAGACAGCCGGUUGCUGAUGGACCCGCAAUCGAUCGAUCCUCGUGUACUAGUCCAGUACAAACACAUUCUGGUCGUUUACUUCGAUCACCAGUUAGUCCACCAUUUAGAGGUUAUACUCAACGUCCAUCAGAAGUCCUAGAUACAGGCAGUCAAUCAGAUACAGCUAUAAUGGGUGGUUUUGGCAGUCGAGUUUGUUAUCCUGGCACUUCAUAUUCUGCACAUGAUCCAUCUGGCAGACGGCCAUAUAGAGCAAUGCGUGGUAAAGCAACUGAACUGACAAAAAGAAAUCGACCUGUUCAAAUGCCAAUCUAUCGAAGUCCAGAAGAUCAUAAGCCACCCAGGCAAAAGCAACCGAUUUCAGGUGGUUUAGGUGAAGAAUCUGACUCCGUACGACAUUACUUAAUUGAAGGCUUACAAUCAUCAACAACAACACCUUUAUAUCAUACCGUCGGUGUAAGCGGUACACUAUUACCUCCAUCGAAUAUACCAAUGGAUUCCACUGCUUUAAGUGUAAUUCAUGAACCGGUACGAUUACGUGGUUCAUCCAAUGAACCAAUAUUUACUAAUUUAGUGAGUUUAUUAUAUGAGCAUACAAUACAACCGUUAGCAUUACCUUGCCCAUUGAGAUUACCAUUUAAAUCCUCCACACCAAUCAAUAGUCUUCCUUCAUUGAUUGUAUUAACAACAAGAAAUUCCCAUCCGGAUCGAUUAUCACCGGCGACAAUGGUACCGAAAUAUUCUACACAACCUGGAGCUUAUCAUACAGGCCGUGAAAGUCCACAUGAUUUUCAUAAAAUGGACAGAUCUCAAGGUGCUCCAUUGCGACAUCCAGCAGAACCGUUACCUUCAGAUAUGAUGGGAUCGUAUGAAAUGGAGUCCACCUAUAAUCCAAUACAACAACAACAACACCAUCAACAGUCAGGCAUGCCUCCUUCACAGUCGACUCAACAUCAUGCAAUUAGACAAGAUGGUUAUCUUGCACCAUACAGUAGUUCCAAGUCGAAAUCGAAUAAUCGUUCUCCUCCAGCUGUGUAUGAAGGUGAACUAGGACCGUUAGGUCCACCGGAUUCAGGAAGAACAUUCACAUCAAUUUAUUUAGGAAGUAUUGAUACAGAGAAUUUGACAGGUGCUUCAGCAAUACGUAAAGCCGUUGAUGUCCUGUUGGAGAAUGCAGCUCAGGUUAAACAAACUGAAGUAACAAUUCGUGUAUCACAAGAUGGAUUAACCGUUACGGAUAAUUGGAGAAAAUUAUUUUUUCGACGAAACUAUCCAUUUCAUUCGGUAUUAUUUUGUGCAAUUGAUCCUUGUCAAAGAUGUUGGGAAUCACCUGAACUCCGUUCAAUGGGUUUCAAAUCAUCAAUAAUUUUCGGUUUUGUAGCUCGUAAACAGAAUACACGAGAAAAUAUGUGUCAUGUGUUAUGUGAUACACCAGAGUGUAAUGCAACGAUAAUCACUGAUUACAUAAUGCAUCGAUUAAAUGAAUAUUAAAACUAAUUUUAUCUGAUUUAUUGAUUGAUUUCUGAUAUAUACACAAACAUGAUCAACUUCAUUGAUCAAUCUAUAUGUACAUACAUACAUACAUACAUUCAUCCAUAUUGUAUUAUCUCCUCUCUAUAUGAGCAUGACAUAAUAUCCAAUGCUUAUAAACGAACCGUAUUAUCCAAUUGGGAAACAUUCCUAUAAAUCAGAAAACAACCAAAAAACCAAAUGAAAAAAAAUAGUUGAAUUGUAAAAUUUUCUUUACACUUUCCCUGCUCUCACUAUCUUUUUGUGGAGAAAAAAACAUGAAACAAAAACAAAAAAAAACAACUUGUUUUUUUUUGUGACCAAUAAAUAUUUUCAAAUUAUUUUCAGUCUUCCAUUAUGAAAUUUUAAUGAUACAGAGAAAAAAAAAGAAGUCGACAACGGGAUCCUACGGGGAUUUAUCGAUAAUAGAAAAAUAGAAUUAGAAUGCACAGCUGGAUUACUGCAAUCGGACCAAUCAUACCC
Messenger RNA from Schistosoma turkestanicum, 6006 nucleotides. The record is from the annotation of a GenBank genome assembly. Lineage: Eukaryota; Metazoa; Platyhelminthes; Trematoda; Strigeidida; Schistosomatidae.